Molecule: messenger RNA, 1962 nt
Organism: Ixodes scapularis (black-legged tick)
Lineage: Eukaryota; Metazoa; Arthropoda; Arachnida; Ixodida; Ixodidae
Exons: 4
Coding region: 80-1876 (598 amino acids)
Biological process (GO): transmembrane transport
Molecular function (GO): monocarboxylic acid transmembrane transporter activity
Source: RefSeq, a predicted model, not a curated record
CCAGGAGGGCCAAGAUGUACCGGCUACGGACAAGAAGGCGGGCGAAUCGCGAGCGCCAGUGCAGGAAGCGACCAAGACGAUGCCGGGACCAGACGGUGCCCUCAGCUGGUUCAUGGCGGCGCUCUGCUUUAUCGUGACCUUCCUCUACAUGUGCAUAUUCCGCACCGCCAGUCUCCUCUACACCUCGUCCAUGACCACUUUCCAAGUGUCAAGAGGGGAAGCAUCGCUGCCCAUCUGCAUCUUCGGGGGCUUCGUGAAUCUCUCAGGCUUGGUAUCUGGGCCAAUGAUUCACUCGUUUGGAGUUCGAAGCGUCGCCAUCUUUGGCGGACUUAUGAUGUCCAUUGGGUGCAUCGUAUCAUUAUUCGCCACCGGAAUCACGUUUCUCGUGUUUUCUCUCGGGCUGAUAUCUGGCACAGGACAGGGUAUACUCUUCAGCUGCACCAUCGUUUGCAUCAACGAAUACUUCGACAAGCGCAGAGGCUUCGCGCUUGGCUUGAACCUCGCGGGAGCGACCAUGGCGUCGUUCGUCUUCCCAAAAAUACUCGAGUUUGUGCUGUUGGAGUACGGACUAAAGGGAACGAUGCUCCUCCUCGGAGGAAUGCUUCUCAACAUUCCGGCAAUUAGCCUUCUUUUUCGUCCACCACCGUGGAUCAAGAACGAAAACAAAACCGUAGUCGAGGUGACAGACGCAUCCAAGGACCCGUACGACGCCUUGGGGAAGAUGUCCAUCGUGUGUUCCAUGAACGCCGACCAGGACAAGUUGUACCUCGAGAUUGAGCCGUCAAACGCAGGACGACGAGGAACUGUGAUUACCAUCGGCGACCACGAGGCGGUUCGCAGAGGAACGGCCAUCAGCUUUGGCGAGAGACCACAUCGGAUCAGGAGAGAGACGGACACGAGCCACACGGAACACGGUUCUUUGCACUCAAGGCGAGGAACCAUAAUCAGCACGACAGAGACCGACACGGUGUCGAGGGACGUGGCGCCGAGCCCUGCCGACGUGCAGAACCAGAACAUGUCCAGAAGAGGCACGUUGCUCAGCGUCGCUGGGUCCCUCGCUCGUGAGUCGGUGCUCGGGUUCGUGGACGCCCAACCGACGAGGCGGGGAACCGUUAUCAGUCUGGGCAACCGAUGCCAAAUUGAGCUUCCGACGGUGCCGGAAGAGCCGCUGAAAAUCCCCCUCCCCAGCAUCCAGGCGGCCCGCCGGCGCACCGCCAUGGACAGUGUCAGAGACGUGCUCUUGAUGCCACGCUUCUACUUUCACACGAUGAGUUACUUCUCGUUCUCCUUCUUCUUGGACGGGUUCCUUACCAUCGUCGUUGACUAUGGAGUGGAUAUUGGAUUGGACAUGACGGAUGCAGUAUACGUCUUAACGUUCUUCUCGGUGACCGACACCAUAGGGAGGAUCUUUGUUCCUCUUCUCACGGAUUACAAGGUGUUCACCAAUACGGGGCUCAUGACCGCCUGCUAUUUUGUGAUGGCAUUCCUAGCUCAAAUGACUCCGUUCGCACAGACUAAAGUGACAUUUUGGGUGGUGACGAUAUUCCUGGGUGCGCCCAUGGGUUAUCUCAUGGUGGGAAUCUCGGAGGUCCUAGCUACAGAAGUGGGCACCAGAAACCUUCCUAUUGCUUACGGCAUUUUGGCUAGUGUGACGGCCAUCGGUUCGUUCUCAAGACCCGUGGUGAUUAGUUUUUUCAGGGACACGUACGGUUCGUACGACGGACUCAUGAGGUGCAUGGGUGGAAUGAUACUCAUGUCCUUCUUUUUUACGGCCGGUCUAUGGCUCAGUGACCCUAUCAAGAAAAAGAAAUCCAAGUUGGACACAACGGGCACUCCGGUUGCCAACGACAACGUUUCACAGUCGGUCAAGAUGUAGAAUAUUCAUACAUUUUACACUUUCACUUUUAGUUCGUUGAACUGAAGUUAUUUUUAACAAAAAAUAAAAUUAUUUAUUGCCCUAGA